Molecule: messenger RNA, 2349 nt
Organism: Ectocarpus sp. CCAP 1310/34
Lineage: Eukaryota; Phaeophyceae; Ectocarpales; Ectocarpaceae
Source: the annotation of a GenBank genome assembly
CGACAACAAACCUUGACGUCUAGCUCCGGCGAUCGAGGGCGAAGGAGAGCUGAAGCCGUCCGUUUUCCCAGAAAGGGUUCCUAUGGAACGGGUGCUUAGCGUCAUAGAUCGAACUACAGCCCGCUGAGCCGCAGGGAAUCAGUGGGGAAUGGGGGGUUCGUGGGGUGAACAGCCUGCCAGCUCAGCGCAGUUGGUUACGCCACCGGUGUGGCGUCGGCAACCGCCUGGAAGCCCCCGGCACGCCCCGCAGCGGAGCUUCAACGCCAGCUUCCUGCUCAUCUGUGAUCUUCGCGAGCUCCAUGUACUCCGGUGAUGGAGAGCAGGCGAAGAGUCGUCACGGAGGCACGUCAACGGUUCAGGAAGAAGGCAGAGGCCGUGGUAGACCGGAGGCACCGAGGUGCCUGCGCCAAUCGUCACUACAAACCGCUGUUCGAGAGAUCCCGGUCUACGUGUUCGGCGGACGGGAGGAAGGGCGGGGUUGGGCAGGAAACGAAGGGGAACGCCCUCCAUUAGUGUUGGGGAGGCUCUCCCCGAUUUUGAAGGAAAGACCACAGAUGAGGAUUACCACAAGCUGCACGGUGAGGCGAUGAGCCACGCGGUGGCCCAGUAGAGAUCGCGAGAUUGCCGAAAAUCAACGGCGAGAGUCGGAGACUGGGAGCAUGCGCACGCUUGAUUGUCGGCGUAGGAGUGACGGUGGAGAGCUUGGAAAGCUGCAGUUCUUCACCCAGCAAGCGGAACGCGGAUGGGAGACGUUCUGCUCGGUGGUGUUACCUGCAGCCCGAAGCCUUCUCAGCAGUAUAUGAACGAAGAGAAUCAUGCAGACGCAUGCGGUUGGCCGACGAGGCCCCAUGUUCUAUACAUGCCACAGGUCUUUGGGUGACAACAGUUUCACGCACCUCCGCUUGGGACCCGUUACUGCGAGCAAUUGCCUUCGUGGUCGUGUGGGGCAAAGAAUGGGGAAGUCUGCCCUCGACUCUGUUGCGAACCCUUAGUACGACCCUGCAGCGACAGCCUCUGUUAACGUCCGGACUGUUCGCACUUUUGGAAGACUGUAUGAAAGAGCCACGCGCUUGCGGUCAUUGCGGGCACUGGAAAUUGGGCAGCAGCAACAAGAGGUGGUAUCACAUGGAUGUUGAGGGUGAAACCUUGUCGCACGAGGACGACGAGUAGCAUGUCGAUGUGUGGUCAGAGCCUGCAGGACAACGGGGUCAUGGGGCACUUGCGGGAUGGCCUCCAAGAGACGGUGCUGGAUACAGAGUUUAACGGUAUGGGUGGGGCGUCAAUCCAGCCGGAAGCGUGGAGCAACGCGGACGAUCUCGCUGCACAGGACUGCGUGCUGUGGCUGUCUGAACAUCGUUACGUCGAUCCAACAGAAAUACAGCCAUGCUGACGUACGGUUGCAAGCCGGAGGCGACUCUACCUCAUGCGUGCAGAACAUGCAGCGGCAACGGGAGAAAGUGCUAGCUCGCUUGCGGCUACAGAAGAUGUCGUUACAUCUGGGUCGGACGUCUGCAUCCGCGAGAGUGGACGGGAGGGCGUGUGUCCCAGCCUGUGAUGGAUACUCCUGCAUCCGGGGCAACGGAGGGUACAGCCCAAUCCUCCAUACUCGUCCAUCCCACCUCCAUCUGUUGCCAGCGCCAUGCAUGGCACUCCUACAGGAAGCGGCAGAAACCACGAGCAGCGGAACAGAACGACGCGGGGCCGGAGAACCCCUAGUCGAAUGUGACCAACGGCGUUUUGGCUGGUGAUGACGCGGUAUCGCCUGACGUGGUGCCAGAAGCCCAAUUUUGACUAGCUGCGGCACGACGUACGAACAAUUACUCUGUCCAAAUGUCUUUUGGAUGGAGGGCUGGUGGGGUGGGCGGGGGGGCAUCAUCAUCAAGUGCAGCAAUGUGGCCGUGAUUUGUUUUCUUUCUCCAUGUACCCAAGCGAACUGCCACGAAAUUGGAAUGCAGGCGCUACGUGGUUGCAUCAUUUUACUGCUGUAUGUGUCGUGUUGUAACAUCCUUUGGUGCGCAUUUAGGUUAGAUGAUGUGAUUGACUGCUGUAUGAUGGUGCAACACAGCAGCCCUGGCUAUCAACUAUAUGUUCUUUACGUUGCCUCUCGAUUGUUGAUAUUGACUCGAUUUUCUGAGACCCUUGCGCGAUCACCGCCGGAGAUGGCCGUUGCCCUCUUUCUUGGUCAUGUGCUUGUCCUGUUUGACCUCGUGUGCAACGACCCGGAGAAUUUCGGUUGGUUGUUGUCGUAUUGUAAGAGGUGUAGACUACAGUAGUCUAGUCUACAACAGCCCUCUGUUUUUUCUCUGUUGUUUUGUUUCGCACGUAUCGAAUUAAAUUAUGAAUAUCGAA